Naumovozyma dairenensis CBS 421 is the source of this 1728-nucleotide messenger RNA. RefSeq names its product lysine--tRNA ligase MSK1 (gene MSK1). Gene Ontology annotation, cellular component: mitochondrion; cytoplasm. Gene Ontology annotation, molecular function: ATP binding; lysine-tRNA ligase activity; tRNA binding. NCBI's taxonomy places the organism in Eukaryota, Fungi, Ascomycota, Saccharomycetes, Saccharomycetales, Saccharomycetaceae. Gene Ontology annotation, biological process: mitochondrial lysyl-tRNA aminoacylation. The transcript has a single exon. The coding region runs from base 1 to 1728 and encodes 575 amino acids. The record is from RefSeq and is a predicted model, not a curated record.
AUGAUAAAAUACACAACGAGACUAAUCAUUCAAAGAAUUCAGCCAUCGGGCGGAUGGGCUUAUUACCCAACAAGUCUAUGUGCCAGGAGUUACUCUUUUAAAACGAAUAAUACGAUAGAUAGUAGCAAACUGGAAUUUACAAAACGAAAUAUCCUUAUAGAGGAAAAUAUCGAUAAGUAUUAUCCAUCAAUGACGGAUAUCCAACUGUGGCAUAAAGGAGCCCUAAUAGAAGCGAAAGAUAUAUCUAUUCCUAAGUUCUUGGCCUUAUUUGAGAAGGCAAACUUUUUUGACCAUUCACAAAGCAACUAUGGCGAUAAGGACGUUUAUACAUUGAAUGGUAAAAUAAAAAAUAUUCGGUAUUCAGGGAAGAAGAUAUGUUUUAUUGAUCUCUUGCACUCAUCAUCCAAUAGCCAAUUGCAAAUAAUACUGAACUUCAAUCGCUUAUCGCAAGAAAAUGGAGGUUCAUCCUCUUCAAUACCACAGGGAGAGUUUGUCACCUCAACUCAAUUUCUUAAAAAGGGCGAUUAUAUAAAAGUUCAAGGCUAUCCAGGGCGUUCCGAAUCAAGAGCAGGCACUUUGUCAUUAAUUUCUACAACGAUGCCACUUAUUUUGUCUCCAGCCCAACGUUUAUUACCAUCUAAAUUAACAGAUGCUAAUAAAAUAAAGAAAAAUAGAAUCGUUGAUUAUCAGGUAAAUGGCAUUGAGACAUUACUCAUCAGGAAUUAUAUUAUCAAACUGAUAAGAUUAUUUUUCGAGGAGCAAUCAUUUGUAGAAGUAGAAACUCCAAUCCUUUCAUCAAAGACUAACGGCGCUACUGCCAAACCUUUCAAAACAACAAUACUAGACUCGAAAGGGGAAACAACACUGGAAUUAAGAAUAGCACCAGAAUUAUGGUUGAAGAGACUAAUUAUUAGCGGAUUCGAAAAGAUUUAUGAAAUUGGGAAGGUGUUUAGGAAUGAAAGUGUUGACGCUACUCAUAAUCCAGAGUUCACGAUCUUAGAGUUUUACGAAACCUUUCUCUCAUUAGACGAUUUAAUUUCGAAGGGCGAACAGUUAUUGAAAUAUAUAUUACUUAAUUUAAAAAAUAGAUUCCCCAAUUCUAAAACGUUAUUGAACUCUAACUUUAACGGUUUGUUCGAAACUUUAGAAAAAACUAAUUGGAAAUUUAGACGUUUUGACUUCCUCUCAACUUUGUCAAAUGAAUUGAAUGUAGACUUUGCGCUAUUGAACUUGAAUAAUCCUGAUCCCACUGACAUCAUUAAAGUGCUACCAACGUUUGCGAAAGACUUCCUUAGUAUCAAUGCUCCGAUAUCAACAUUGUCUACGCAACAGAUUGUGAACAAAUUAUGCUCGGAGUUUUUAGAAGGAAAGUACUGUAAUUCUAUUCACCCUACUUUAAUAAUGCACCAUCCAACUAUUAUUUCACCGUUAGCAAAGACAAACACUCAUAAUUCUCAAGUUUCAAAUCGUUUCGAGUUAUUUGUUAAGGGAAAAGAAUUGAUGAAUGCUUAUGAGGAAGAAAAUUGUCCUCAGUACCAAGAAAACAAUUUUCGGCUCCAAAACUCAUCAACAUUGGACUUUCACUUCAUUAAUUCUUUGCGAUACGGGAUGCCUCCAGUUGGAGGAUUAGGUAUGGGUAUUGACAGACUAUGUAUGUUGUUGAUGAAUAAACAAAGGAUUGAAGAUGUUUUACCGUUCGGAACAUUAGAUGACGUUGAUGAACAGUAA